This is a messenger RNA of Oncorhynchus kisutch (coho salmon), 1293 nucleotides long. RefSeq names its product cytochrome P450 2D15-like. The transcript is spliced from 7 exons. Lineage: Eukaryota; Metazoa; Chordata; Actinopteri; Salmoniformes; Salmonidae. The record is from RefSeq and is a predicted model, not a curated record. The coding region runs from base 1 to 1167 and encodes 388 amino acids. Gene Ontology annotation, biological process: xenobiotic metabolic process. Gene Ontology annotation, molecular function: heme binding; iron ion binding; oxidoreductase activity, acting on paired donors, with incorporation or reduction of molecular oxygen, reduced flavin or flavoprotein as one donor, and incorporation of one atom of oxygen. Gene Ontology annotation, cellular component: intracellular membrane-bounded organelle; cytoplasm.
AUGGUGGGGACAUUCUUUCUACUCUGUAUCGUAUCCUGUCUCCUGCUGCUGGUUGUGCUGAGGCCUCGGAGGCCCAGGAACUUCCCGCCGGGACCACCGCCUGUUCCCAUAUUUGGGAACGUUCUGCAGCUGAGCAUGAAGAAUCCUAUGGCUGGCUUGGAUAAGCUGUCCGGAGAGUAUGGUGAGGUGUACAGCCUGUUCCUGGGCUGGAGGCCUGCCGUGGUGCUCCAUGGUCUACAGGCGCUACGGGAGGCACUGGUGACUAAAUCCGUGGACUUCGCUGGACGACCACAGGGCAUGAUGGUCAACCACGUUACAGAGGACAAAGGUCUGAUCAUGGGUAACUACGGGGCGGUGUGGAAGGAGCACCGGCGCUUUGCUCUGACCACCAUGAAGAACUUUGUUCUGGGGAAGAGAUCCAUGGAGGAGAGGAUCCUGGAGGAGACGGAUCACGUCUGCACUCGGCUGGGAGAGAAUGCAGGUAAAUCCUUGGACCCUGUGACUCUGGUCCACAGCGCUGCGUCCAACAUCAUCUGCUCGGUCCUGUUUGGUCAUCGCUAUGACUACCAGGACCCGGUCCUGUCCUUCAUCAUCAACAGCUUCAAGGAGAAUGCUCAGAUUGCUAACGGGCCCUGGGCUGCUGUCUAUGACAGCUUCCCGCUGCUGCGGCGGCUGCCCCUCCCCUUCCAGAGAGUGUUUGACAACUACAGAGCUCUGAAGAAACACACCGUGGAACUAGUGGAGCAGCACAAACGCACACGUGCACCGGGGGAGCCGCGAGAUGUCGUAGACUGCUAUCUGGAUGAGAUGGACAAGAGAGGUCCAGAGGGGGGUGUGCUGGAAGAGGGGAGGUUGGUGAUGUUACUACUGGACCUCCAUUUCGCUGGGACUGACACUAGCUCCAAUUCCAUACUCACGGCGCUGCUCUACCUAGCUACACACACACACAUACAGGCCCAAUGUCAGACAGAGAUUGACAGUGUUCUGGGGGGGAAGGAGAGAGUGUCGUUUGAGGACAGACACAGGAUGCCCUAUGUGAUGGCCACUAUCCAUGAGACCCAGCGUCUAGCCAACAUCGCACCGCUAGGGGUGUUUCAUGCUACCAUCAGACCCACCAAGCUCAUGGGCUAUGACAUACCAGAGGUACACACACAGAUAACCUUUUAAAUUACACACACACACUCACACAAGAGACAGAUCUGGUCAAUGUUGGCCCUUUGGGGAACAAGACUUGUGGGCUAUAACAUACCCAAGGUGAUAAGUGACAUUCACACACAAGCACACACACACACA